Fomitiporia mediterranea MF3/22 is the source of this 1846-nucleotide messenger RNA. RefSeq lists its product as uncharacterized. Lineage: Eukaryota; Fungi; Basidiomycota; Agaricomycetes; Hymenochaetales; Hymenochaetaceae. The record is from RefSeq and is a predicted model, not a curated record. The coding region runs from base 1 to 1194 and encodes 397 amino acids. The transcript has 3 exons.
AUGUACACACGACCACGGACAGUCACCGACGCGUCCGAGUCCGAACAACAGCUCUUCUAUUUCCCUCGAACAGAUCCUCAGUACCAUCAGUACCCUAGUGCAGGUCUCAGCGCGUCCUCGCAAAAUCUUAGGCACCGCAAUCGCAACCUAUCCUCGUUCUCUCUUUCCUCACACAUAUCCGUGCCAAACCGCGUUUCGACGCUCGAAGCAUAUGAGCUCAUCUACGGCGAGGGGCCUGCACCAGGUGUUACAGCUGCCGAGACUGUCGAAAGGUUGUACGAAGUUCAUGCUGGAUCUGUUCUGUUGUUUGGGGACGACAGCUACGAGAAUCCGCUGAUCACAGCCUCCUCUCGUCAGAUCAUAGGAGACAUCAACGUGUUGUCCCGCCAACUGCGCGACUUGGACGUGCCGCGUCCGUUAGCGAUGUUCAAGACGCUGUUCCAGCCAUCGCCUUCGCAAGGGGAACCGAACGAGUCAUGGUUCCGAGCACUCCACGUGUGGAGUGAGAUUGACGAAAUCUAUGACAGCGAAACUUUUGAUGGACACCGACUAAGUAUCAUCGAACAUACUAUGAAUGUCGUAAUUCUGCCGGGUCUGCAUGUUGGUGCACGAAUGGGUGAUGCAGAGCAAACUAUUCCGGACGUCGACUCUUCUGUUGUGUCGGUAUUUGCCAAUAAUAUCGGGCCAUCCGCUCCCAAGCCUGCCCUGGCUAUUCCGGGACUACGCCGCUUCUCUAGCCCUCUGCACCUAAAACUGCACGUCAUUUCAAGGCUCUCGUUUAACGAGCAAGGUCGAAUUGUGCAACAUCGCGACUUUUAUGAUGUCCGCGACCUGUUUGCGUUAGUGCCUGGGAUGCGCGUCGCACAGUGGAUCGGCACACGCGCAGCUGCGCAGGGGCUCGCGUGGGUUAGUCGUUUAGCCGGGUGGGCGUUUGGAACCAAGUACGAUAGCAGAACCAAUGAAGACGACAUAGAUGACGGGCCGACGCCGUCUGCUUCGCCAGUAUCGGCCCAUUCGCUGAGAGUAGAUGUGCAUGGUAUGAACGCACUUGGUCUUCAAUUUAACGAGAAUGGCUCAGGCAACAGCGCAGCAAAGAACACAUUGAGUGUCGCGCCCUGGAGGAGAAGCGGGACAGCACCGGGACCCGCUAGUCGAACUUGCCAGGCUCCCGAUGUGGAUCGCGACGCGGAAUGAACUCGCGGUCCGCGAUCUGCAAGGCCUGGUGUUGCCGGCUCGUCAGUGGCCUUCUCGUCAUGGUUUGUCGUUCGAUUACACAGGGUCGAUGAACGGCACAUUCGGCACGCUGCACACGAGGCGAGUGUAACUGCUGUAACUUUAUUCAAACAAGGCAUAAUGGGAUCUCGCGAAGACUUCAGAGAAGACAUGACGAGAAAAGAGGGGGAACUUUGUUUUCCGAGAAAGGCUGAGCUCCGAUAUCGCUCUGUCCACCCGCGUCCUUGGGUCCCCUCCAUUUUCUACUUUUCCUCUUUUCGUUCUUGCACCGAGGAACGUGGGCACCCGCUUUACGUCGUCGGUACCGCAGCUGUCAUAAAUGUUUUCGAGUUUCACUUGCAGGUCUUUUUCUUGGACAGGCGACAGAGCCGUUGUCUCACCUCAACUUCAAACGUCCCUGACUCUCAUACGUACGAAAGUCUUAUUUGGGACUUGACCUUUUCAAACUCAGCGUGCUUGCUGUGAUUGCAUUUGGUUCCGAAUCUUCCAACUGCAUGGUAUCGUUAACUAGUCCUCUCGAUUUGACCAAUCGCAUAGAGAUAAUCGACUACCCUAAAAUUUUCUCUGCACUUAAAUUUCGUAGCUUGUACCUCAAAGAAAUAGAAUGGUUCCU